This is a messenger RNA of Aureobasidium melanogenum CBS 110374, 1182 nucleotides long. RefSeq lists its product as uncharacterized. Gene Ontology annotation, cellular component: fungal-type cell wall. The record is from RefSeq and is a predicted model, not a curated record. The transcript has a single exon. Gene Ontology annotation, biological process: fungal-type cell wall polysaccharide metabolic process. The coding region runs from base 1 to 1182 and encodes 393 amino acids. NCBI's taxonomy places the organism in Eukaryota, Fungi, Ascomycota, Dothideomycetes, Dothideales, Saccotheciaceae.
AUGAAGAGCACCAUCCUGUUGUCUGCCUUUUCUCUGGCCUCUAUUGGCUCCGCUGCGGUGCAUGGAGAGCGUGGUUUUGGACUCCAACGUCACCAGGCUCUGCACAGCAGCAGCAGUAGCAAAACCAGCACUACUAUCAAGACCUCGACCCGACCCGCAUCAUCUUCGCUCAAAACCUCUUCAAAGGCUACCAGCAGCUCCAUCAAGAGUAGCUCGAAGUCUUCCUCGAAGGUCUCCUCGACCUCCAAGGCCUCUUCCAGCAAAGCAUCUAGCAGUUCGACCAAGCCAGUUUCCAAGAGCUCAUCCACGAUCAAGAGCUCCACACAGACUUCCUCUACCAAGGCAGCAACUUCGAGUGGAUCGAGCAUGAGUCUUGCUUUCAAGGCCGGACUUUCUGGCUUCCCUAGCAUCGAGACUACUGAUGUAUUCAAACAACAGUGGAUGCCCUAUAUCUCGUGGUACAGCAACUACGAACCCGUCGCUCCUAACUUUGAUGCUUCGACCCACACUGUGGUCGGUGCACCCAUGCUCUGGGGCAAGGGCGACCAAUGUCUGACAAACAACCCUGAUGGCCCAGUUGACGAGUGGCGUCUUGGAAACUUCACCGAGUACGUGACAAGCGGAGAGACACAUCCCAAUGUCUUCUUCGGCUUCUACGAGCCGGACUGCGACUGUCCUUCCUCCAGCCACAUCACCAAUGUUACUGUCGGUGUUGAGAAGUGGAAUCAAUACAUCAAGCCUCUCCGCAACCGCGGCAUUGCACUUGGCUCGCCACCCAUGUGCACACAGCUCGAUCAAACUUGGCUCACCAACUUCGCGGCUCAAGGCGUCACUUGGGAUGUCACCAGCAUCCACGUGAACAAACCCACUGUCGCUGAAGGCAUCAAGGUAGUCGAGUAUUACGUCAGUAAGUUCGGCAAGCCCGUCUGGGUCAGCGAAUUCACUUGCGUCAACGACCAAAACUGGAGCUCUUGCGGCGACCAAGAUACUGUGAACUCUUUCAUUGAUGGCAUGGUUCAGUACUUCGAGGGCAACGACAAUGUUAUCGCCUAUGGUGCGAACAACGGCGAAGGUGUUCCUGGUGUCUGGAACCUGAUGACCAACGACUGGCCUCCUCAGCUUACUGCCACUGGUCAGCACUACCAGUCUGUUCUCAAGAGUCUUGCUAGCGAGAAAUGCUAG